Messenger RNA from Wyeomyia smithii (pitcher-plant mosquito), 730 nucleotides. RefSeq names its product probable 28S ribosomal protein S25, mitochondrial (gene mRpS25). Gene Ontology annotation, molecular function: structural constituent of ribosome. Gene Ontology annotation, cellular component: mitochondrion. The transcript has 4 exons. NCBI's taxonomy places the organism in Eukaryota, Metazoa, Arthropoda, Insecta, Diptera, Culicidae. Bases 147 to 653 code for a protein of 168 amino acids. The record is from RefSeq and is a predicted model, not a curated record.
CAUCCCUGUUUAUUAUGGCUGUUUGACAAUUGGACUUGUUUUCAUUAUUUUCUAUAUAUUUAUUCACGCCGUCUGUAGAAAACGCUGAACGCAACUUAAAAUACACGUAAUUUUAAUCCAAGAGCAUAUCCAUUUACUAAAGAAGCAUGCCGUUUAUGAAAGGAAAGGCGCCGGUUCGCCGGUCAAUUCAAUAUCUCAGCGCUGGCCGUCUGGCAUUGAAAGAAAAGAUAAAAAUCUUUAGCGUCAACUACAAUACUUACGGAAGUCAUCACGAGGGAGCUAGAGAUUUUGUAUUUUGGAACAUUCCCCAAAUACAGUACAAAAACCCAAACGUGCAAGUUGUAACCUUCAAAAAUAUGACUCCAUCUCCUUUCAUUCGUUGUUACUUUGAUAACGGGCAGCAAAUGUUAAUCGAUAUUGACAGCAAAAACCGAAAUGAUAUAAUGCAACAUUUAAUUAGGGUAGUUGGAAAGUCGCUUGAAACACUUUCUGCCGAAGCCAAGCUAGCGGAAAAACAAGACAAUCCGGCCAACUUUGGUGUAGGUUGUGCGAAGCCCUGCAUAUGCACUAUCCCCGGUCAGCUGCCCUGCCCCGGCGUAGUUCCGGUACCCAAGCAUAUGCGCGGUAAGUACAAGUACCAGCAGAAGGAUUAAAAAAUUGCAAUGUAUCAGUUUAAUGCUUUUAUUAAAAACAAUAGUGGUUGCUUAGUUCAUUAAGUUAAAUUUUAAAA